Messenger RNA from Monopterus albus (swamp eel), 2377 nucleotides. It is a transcript of the gene rab5if, whose product is annotated as RAB5 interacting factor. Gene Ontology annotation, biological process: mitochondrial respirasome assembly. The transcript is spliced from 4 exons. The coding region runs from base 200 to 583 and encodes 127 amino acids. The record is from RefSeq and is a predicted model, not a curated record. NCBI's taxonomy places the organism in Eukaryota, Metazoa, Chordata, Actinopteri, Synbranchiformes, Synbranchidae.
UUGCGCAUGCUCAGAUUGCCUUUUUUGGUUCGCGUCUGAGUUCUGUCAGAUCAGCGGUGCGGACGUUCUUCUAAUACCCUCAAAUAUUUCACUCUACUUUUUUCCCUUAGUCAGUGGUAGAUAUUUAAAUCUAGUUUGAGGAGUCAUCAGGUUUGCAUUCUAACUCUUCGACGUCUGUGGCCGAAGGAAAUAGCGAAGAAUGAUGAGUAGCUCGAAGCGGAAAGAAGAAAGUAAUCUGCUGAAUGGGGGUGUAAAACAGUCCACAUGGAGCAAAGCCUUCAGUAGCAAUGCGGUUUGGGAAGAGAAGGAUGAGUUUUUAGAUGUGAUUUACUGGCUCCGACAAAUUAUUGCAGUAAUCCUCGGUGUGAUAUGGGGCAUUGCUCCUUUGAAAGGAUUUCUGGGAAUAGCCAUAUUCUGCAUCAUCAACGCUGGUGUCCUUUAUCUAUACUUCAGCAGUUUUCAGCAGAUUGAUGAGGAAGAGUACGGUGGCACGUGGGAACUCACCAAAGAAGGCUUCAUGACAUCUUUUGCUCUGUUUCUGGUGGUGUGGAUAAUCUUUUACACAGCUCUACAUUAUGACUGAGAUGGAUCCAUAGGACACUAAAUAUAAACAUUUCUGUUGAAGCAAGUUGUCAAGACACAGGAACUCCAUGGCAUGAGGGGUUUGAAUACUCCUACAUACAGUAUGACUUCACAGUGUGCAGUGCAUCAUGGGAAUCCUAGUUUGAAUAUCAAGAUACAGCAAGACCAUCGUGAUAAACCUGUUCAAAUAAUGUAGGUCUCUCUAAAUUGAGGGCUCCUUUUUGAGGCACUUUCCAUUACACUUAUCAUUUGUUAUGUCCUCCUCCACUUCAUUGUCAUACUUUGUAAGAAAACACUGACACUGGUUGCAGUCCAACUUGUAUUGUAACAGUACAACAGAAUGAGGAUGCUUUCUUUUGGUGGGCUUACUGCAGAGCCUUUCUUCUCAUUUAGAAGCGUGACAUGAACCAAAACAACUCGUAUGUGUAUCCAUCCCAGUUUACUGCUGACAAGCUGGUCACUCAAAUUCCAGGAGCAGGGCAAUAAAACAAAGUCAUUAUAUAGUCAUUAGGGUUCAUUGUGUUAACUUUGCAUUUCAAGACAAAAUGUACCAUGUCAGAUUAACUCAUGUACCAGUAAGGGAUUAAUUCUUUGGCUUUAGUGUUAAAUCAACCCUCUGAUAUUUCACUUCAAAAUUAUGUUUGCCUUUUUGAGAAUUUAUUCUGGCCCUGGCAAAACAAUUACAUAAAAACUGGCGUGGCGUAAGCAUGUUACCGUGCCUGUGGUAGCUAACCACAGCUGAAAUCUGGCUUGUGAUAAUUUUAACAGCUAAAACAAAUGCUGGUUGUACGAGAGACGUAUCCGUCAAUACCCGAAAUAAAUGCCAGUAUCAGCUAUUGAUGCACUGUUACUUCAGUCAGGAAUGAACUGUUUAAGUUAUCUGACCAUGCAAAUUCUCAAAGUAAAGAGAGAGAAAACAUGCAUGUUGUGCUCAGAUGCAAAUGUCCAGUUUUAAGCUAAAACCUGGUCUGUGCACUGCUGUAUUUUGCUCUCUGUAGUGGUCAUUAAUUAAUGGUAUUUGUUGGGAUGAUAGGAAUAAUUUAAAGUUAUUAUUUUCUCACAUGUAGCUUCCAGAUCAAAGUCUUACCUGUUGUUUUGAAAUUAAUUUAAACUUGUCUGUAAAUUCUGUACAUUGUCCAUUUAUCGAAUCCACAUUGUAUUACACAGAUUUAUUUGUACUUGUGUUAUAUCUUGUUUGAUGUAACAUAUUUCUCAGUAUUUUAUAGUGAAAAUCUUUUUAAAACUGUUCUUGCAAAGUUAUUGUAAUGACACUUAUAUUAGAUAUGCAGCUGGUGUUUGAAAUGAUUGUAUUUUCUGAUCAAAUCUUUUGGGAAUCAUUAAACAUGGGCUUUAUUUGGCCUCCAUUUUCAAGGACAUAUCUUUAGUUAGUUUUUGUCAGAUGGUUCAUUCAGGAAUUGUUAAACAUCUAAAACGUUUUAUUACAGUUUCUGAUCUUAGUAAAGCUUAGUUACUAUGACACUGGCUUGUUCGCUGUCAUGUCCGAGAUGUAGUUGAGUUGCUGGGUCUGGUAUAGCUUUUACCACAGGCGGAGACAUUUUACUCCAAAUACUUCCAGUUCUCUUAUUAAAACGCUGUGCUCUCGGCUCGCUGACAUAGUGAACGUUAACCACAGGUACAGUGUGCUAACAUUCAUUUUUUAGAGAGGCAGCUGAAUAACGAGCAAAUAAAGUAUUAUUGCUGAUGAGUAGCCUACUUAUUAAUAUAAUUACUUUUUCAAUGACUUUUAAGUAAUUUCUCCAACACUGCUUGUUUGUGGGAUGAAUUUAUUGUUGAU